Molecule: messenger RNA, 1826 nt
Organism: Zootermopsis nevadensis
Lineage: Eukaryota; Metazoa; Arthropoda; Insecta; Blattodea; Termopsidae
Gene: Nf-YB
Product: nuclear factor Y-box B
Biological process (GO): regulation of transcription by RNA polymerase II
Cellular component (GO): CCAAT-binding factor complex; nucleus
Molecular function (GO): DNA-binding transcription activator activity, RNA polymerase II-specific; RNA polymerase II cis-regulatory region sequence-specific DNA binding; protein heterodimerization activity
Source: RefSeq, a predicted model, not a curated record
ACUACCAUUCACUUUCAUCGUAUCUUUUCAAAAUUCAUAACACAGGAAUAGGUAGUUUCAUGUCUGGAAUAUUGUGCCGUGUAGUCUGAUAGAAAAUAACCGACGUUUCAGAGGUACUCACUGUUUCUAUCAGUGCAUCACCAUGCCUGGAUGCAAAUUCACGUUGCCAACAUUGAGUUCCUGGUCUGUAUGUUGGUAAUUAUAUGUGAUAGAAGAGGAUGUUACUUGUGCUGCAAUGUUGUGUGGUAUGAUAUGUUAGGUAUUUAGUGAACUUGAAAGUCGUAGGGUUUGUAUAAUUGUAAAGGAAUUCACAAUUAUUUAUUUUGCCCCGGAUUGUAAACAUCGUAUUGAUAUGGAUAAUAGUGAAAGCGGUGACGAUUUGGGAAAUAGUUUCCUUACUGUCGAAUCACAAGGGUACAUGGUUCAGGGAGAAGAGCUUGAUGAUGAUGGAGAUGCAGCUCUGACAGCAGAAAAUACGGAUGACUCAAAUCAAGGCGGUGGAGACAAAUCUGGAUAUCCACUACGAGAACAGGAUCGUUUUUUGCCAAUUGCCAACAUUGCCAAAAUAAUGAAGAGAGGAAUACCAGAACCUGGGAAGAUUGCAAAGGAUGCACGUGAAUGUGUUCAGGAGUGUGUAUCUGAGUUUAUCAGCUUCAUUACCAGUGAAGCUAGUGAUCGUUGUCACAUGGAGAAAAGGAAAACUAUCAAUGGAGAAGAUAUUCUGUUUGCGAUGACAACUCUUGGGUUUGAUAACUAUGUAGAACCCUUAAAACUGUAUCUUCAGAAAUACAGAGAGGCAACCAAAGGUGAUAAACCUCUAGGGUCUAGUGAGAUUUAUGAGGAAAUGACUCAAGAUGCUUUCAAUGCUCAAGCAUUGGCAGGCAACAUCCUCACAACUGACCAGAAUGGGCAAACAGAGACAGUGAUCUACACAUAUCCUGAUCAGAUCCAGCAGUUUCAGUUGGUAUGAAUUAUGACUUCAGUGCAGGGCGGCAAACUGAAGAAUGGGCCCUUUUGCAUGUUUGGAGGCCGAGGCAUUCUGUAUGAACGUUUCUACCCCUUCCUUUCAUGGCUGAGAUGGAGAUUUUUAAUUUCUGAAGAUGACAGUGCUUUGAGACCAAAUGGCUGUUAUUCAUUCAUAAAUGACAUUACAGUUUGAACUGUAUACUGUUCAUUACAAAGAAACUAAUCAAGCGUGUAUGAUGGAAAAUCAGUUGAUGCAUCCGCAUUUGUCAACUCUUCCAUUUAUUUAUUUUUUCAGGUUGUACAUUAGGUGACGUGUAGAAUUUGGGUUCAAAGAUGGAAACAUGUAGUGCACAUGAACAGUGACCAAUUUAUUAUAGUUGAGAAGUCAGUGAUUUAAAGUUAGUGUGGCUGUUUCAUGUUCUGUUUCUUCUUUUAUAGUGGCAAUAUUUACUGGGUAGUUUGGUGACUCUACAUUUAGCUUUUCUUAUGUAAAUAAACUCUUUACAAAUGUUUAUUUUAUUCCAGUAGUGAUGAUAAUUUUCUUGUACAAGGAUUUUUACACUUUGUAGUUCAUUGCAUCACUGACAGCUGUGUGGUGAUAGAAACUGAAUGUAGAUAUGAUAGUAAUGGAACUUUAAAACCACUACAUUUUCCUUAAUCUGUAUAUAUAUUAUAACUAAAUUUAACGAAUGGUUUCAAUAAGUUUGGUAGCUCCAGUGGCUUGCUGGAAUAAGUGAAAUUUCAUGCCGAUGCCAAAAAAGUUAGCUGCAUGUGACAAAAUUCAACAUUUUUUUUCCCUUCCCCAGUCUGUUACAUUUAGUUUCUGUUAUUAAAAUAAAGAAGUUAUUUGUAUGUGUUUA